AUGUCCAACGCGCUGCUGUCCAGUCAGUACACCAUGCCUCUUGAGGCCAACAUCAUCACCUCCGAGGCGGAGGCACUCCAUGUCGGCUUCAUAAUGGCGCUGCGCGACCGCGACAUCUCUUGCUGGGACGCCGGCUUCGCGUUCGGCCUGUGGAACCAGCUGCAGUUCCUGGAGCGCCACUGGCCGCUUCUCGUCCAGGGCAUCCGCACCGGCCGGCUGAGCGCCACGCUCAAAGUCAGCGACGAGCAGCGACGCAUCAUCGACGCGCUGCUGACGCCGGAGCCGCGCCGCGCCGACGAGCUACAGCGGGAGUUCGAGCUCGGCUUCGACAGCAUCGUGCCGCGCAUCUUCCCACGCAUGCGGGUGGUGUGGGCUCUCUCGUCGGGCACCUCGAUGGCCGUGCACAGGGAGCGGUGCAAGCGAUAUCUGGGCGGCCUGUCGGUCAGCUCGCCCGUCUACACAGCGUCCGAGGGCAUGAUCGGUGUUAACGUGCGCGAGCCAGGCUGGUCGCCGGCCUACGCGCUCGUGCCUGCCGGCAACUUUGUCGAGUUCCUGCCGGUGAACGAGUCGGGUGAGGCGGAGCCGGACGUGGCGCCGCUGCUGGCGUCAGAGGUCCGCGUUGGCCAGCUCUACGAGGUCGUCGUCACUAACGCCACCGGGUUGUACCGCUACCGUAUGGGUGACGUGGUGCGCGUGGUCGGCACCUUCCACCAGUCGCCCACCUUCGACUUCCAGUUCCGCGCCAAGCAGAUGCUCAAUGUACACAUGGAGAAGGUGUCGGAGGCGGCGUUCACGGCGGCGCUCCAGCAGGCAGUAGAUGCGUGGCCAGACCAGCGCUUACUCGACUUCACCACGGCCGAGAGCGUGCUGGACUCGGCGGCCGCCGCCGGGCCGCCGCACUACCUGGUCUUCCUGGAGCUGAGCGGACCGCCGUUGUCACCGGAGCAGGCUACCGAGGUCGACCGUUCGCUCCAGGAGAGUCACUACGUGUACAAGUCGUUCCGCGUCAAGGACGCCAUUGGACCGAUGCGGCUGGUGCGCGUGCAUGAAGGCACGUUCACAGCGUUCCGUCAGCACGUGUGUGACACCACGCCGGCCGCCACGCAGCAGUUCAAGCAGCCAAGGGUACUGCGCACCGAGGAGCAGGUGCGGUUCUUCCUGGACAAGGUGGUGUGA
Pollicipes pollicipes is the source of this 1176-nucleotide messenger RNA. RefSeq names its product GH3 domain-containing protein-like. Gene Ontology annotation, cellular component: cytoplasm. Gene Ontology annotation, molecular function: acid-amino acid ligase activity. The transcript has a single exon. The coding region runs from base 1 to 1176 and encodes 391 amino acids. Lineage: Eukaryota; Metazoa; Arthropoda; Thecostraca; Pollicipedomorpha; Pollicipedidae. The record is from RefSeq and is a predicted model, not a curated record.